AUGCGAGGUGCGUCGCCCCUCGCCGCGCGCACCGCACCCACUCUACCCGCCCAUCACCGCCCCGCUCCCCCCAACCACGCGUGCGUGCUUCGCCAGGACUCGACGCUACGAGCCGAAGCGCGAAAAGCGAAGCGCGUGGAGAUCGCUGGCCGUGGGCCCGCCAUGAGUCGGUCGCGCGCGGCGGCAGUGGCGUUGGCCAAGUGGGCAGUGGCGGCAAGAGCGUCCGUGAAAGGCGGGUUGGCAAACCUUGUCACCAAAACCCCCCCUUCCCGCACCAAGCGUGGGAUGACGGCGCUGGGUGCUGCCAUCGCAUGCCCAUGCACCAAACCCGACCUCGCACCUUCCUCCACCCUCCUUUCCCUCCCUCCUCCCCCUUCCUCUCCCCCCACUCUCUCUUUCCUUUCCCCCUUCUCUCCCGCUCCCUUCACCCCUUUUACUCCUCUUUUCACCCUCCUGUCCCCCUUCUGUCCCCCUCCUGUCCCGCUCCUAUCCACCUCCCUCCCGUCCCUCUCGUCUCCCUUUGCUUCCCUCUCCUUUCCCUUUCUUUUGCCCUCAUUUCGGCCGCCCCUUCCUAACGCCCUCCUCUUUCCUUCUUUCGCAUCCUAUCACUCUCCUUUCCUCUCCACUUCCCCCCUUUUCUCCCUCCGUUCCCCCUUCUUUCCCCCUCCCCUCCUUGCCCCCUCCUUCAUCUUCUAUUUCCUCCAUUUCCCCUCCUUUCCCAUUCCUGUCACCCUCCUAUCCACCUCCCGUCCCCCUAUUUUCUUCUCAUUUCCCCCUCCACGCCCCCUGCUUUCCUUCUCCUGUUCCCCUCCUGUCCCCCUCCGUCCAACCACCUUCCCCUCAGUUCCCCAUCUUCCUCCAAACCCCCUCCUAUUCGCCUGCCUCUCCCCUGCUUUCACUUCUCACUACUUCUUUUCCUCCAUUCCCUCUCCCCUCCCCGUCCCAUUCCCCCGUCCUCUCCCCUCAUUCCCCUUCCCCCCUCGUUUUACGCUCCUUCCGCCUCAUAUACCCUGCCCACUUCAAUCCUUUUCCUAUUCCACUGCCCUUCUCCUCCGUUCACGCUCACUUUCUUCCUUCCCCCUUCCCCCCUUUCCCACUCCUUUCCCCAUCCUGUACCCCCUCCUUUCCCACUCCUUUCCCCAUCCUUUCCCCAUCCUUUCCCCCUCCUUCCGCCCUCCUUUCCCCCCCCUUUCCCCCUGCUGUGCCCCGUCUGUCGCCCUCCUCCACCCGUGCUGCCCCCCGCCUGCCGCACGCCUUCUCCCGGGUGCGUGCUUGGGGCAGGCAGAGGGGGCUGCGGGCGCCAGGGAGCAGCGCCAUGCAGGGGAGGCCAUGGGCGGCCAUGCACGCAGGCGUGGGCUCAACGGGGCUCUCCACUCGCCCUGCCUCCACACGCGCUGCUCAUCCGCCCCUCCUCCCCGCCUGCUGCCCUCUCCUCCCCCCCUUUUGCUCCUCGCCACACCCCUCCCCGCGCUGCGCCAUCCACUCGCCCACCUCACCCUCCACCUCAACGGCUUGCCUGACCCACUUGGGGCUGGGAGUUGCUGCUGCAGCAGGGGGGACAGCAGCAGCAGGAGCACUGCAUCCCCUCUCACCAUGCGCUGCAUCACCCACCAUGCCACCACCAUCAACACCACAUGGGAAACACCAACUCUCAACCUGUCACAGCCCUUGCAGCAGCGCAUUCACACCACAGCACCACACCACACCACCUUUCCCUCACCCCCUAACUUCCAACCGCCACCCACCAACCACCCACCCACACUCCCACAAACGCCCUGCUGUGAAGCAGCGCGCAAAAAAGGGCCGUGCCACCGUCGCUCCCCCAUCCACGCCACACCCAUCCGUCCUCCCCAUCGCUCCGCGUUCGCUGCUCUCCCUGUUGCUAGCAGUCAGGGCCGCCAUGGGCGCUUUGGGGUGGCAGUGAGCGCGGCCUUGGCCUUGGGCGUUCUGCGAGGCGGCUUGACGGCAGCUUCGCCUUGCACUCGCCGCACCGCCGUGGGCGCUGCGGCACAUCGAGGCCUCGGGAUCAGCGUGGGUCCCUCCACGCGCCGAAUCGCUGCUCCCGUGUUGCUCGGCUUCGGGAUGCGCGACGGGGGGAGCGACAUCGCUGAUUGCGUUGCUGCUGCCGCCUUGCUGCGACCAGCUGACGGGCGUGACAACGCCACCACCAAUGCCACCGACGCUGAUUCCGUCGCGGUUGAUUCCGUCGCGGUUGAUUCCGCCGCAGCCGAUUCCGCCGCGGCUGAUUCCGCCGCAGCUGAUUCCGCCGCGGCUGAUUCCGCCGCGGCUGAUUGCGGCGCAGCCGAUUCCGCGGCGGUUGAUUGCGGCGCAGCCGAUUCCGCCGCGGCUGAUUGCGGGUCUGCACAUUCCGGCGCGGCGGAGUCCAGCGCAGCAGUUUCCGGCGCAUCCGAAGCGGCGCAGUCGCACGCUGCAGGGUCCGACGCACCAGUUUCCGAGGAUGCGCAUUCCGACGCGCCUGACUCCCACGCUGCGCAUUCCCACGCACCAGUUUCUGACGCCGUGGCGUCGUGCUUGCAUCCCGCGGCGGCGUCAGUGCGAUGA
Closterium sp. Naga37s-1 is the source of this 2562-nucleotide messenger RNA. NCBI's taxonomy places the organism in Eukaryota, Viridiplantae, Streptophyta, Zygnematophyceae, Desmidiales, Closteriaceae. The record is from the annotation of a GenBank genome assembly.